Pochonia chlamydosporia 170 is the source of this 1566-nucleotide messenger RNA. RefSeq lists its product as hypothetical. The record is from RefSeq and is a predicted model, not a curated record. Bases 1 to 1566 code for a protein of 521 amino acids. NCBI's taxonomy places the organism in Eukaryota, Fungi, Ascomycota, Sordariomycetes, Hypocreales, Clavicipitaceae. The transcript has a single exon.
AUGGAUAAGAAUCCUCUUUACAAAUCACUCGCCGUUGUGCUGGAUGAAGUUGAUUCCAUUCGUAUCUGGUCUCCGUACGAUGGCAAUUGCAUAGCAAAAACUAGAGAUAACAAACGAUGCAAACAUUAUUCUGGCAGGUUGGAUGAACGGGAAGAAGUCGAGAAGCUACAAUCCAAAUUUGACGCAAUCACAAAAAUUCCAAACGUCGAUGAUAAGUUCUGCGCGGAUGUCAGGCACUUUGUCGAAUAUAGACAUUGCAGUCAGGCUCACCGGGAGAAAGCCAUGAAGGCUUUCGAAGAAUGGAGUCCGUCAUCUAUGAGUGCUUCGCCACCAAAAACUACGGCUUCUUCUGAGGGCUCUCAGGAAGCCGAGCAAGAUUCCAACGACGAGACAGCAUCGAGUCUGAUACCUGACAAUGAUACAGUUGAUACGCUCCCUUCUAGUCCGAAAUCAGUUAACGUGGUAACGGACCAUUUGAAAGAACUCACUCUCACGACUCUCACCAAACAAGCUGUUAUCGUGUCAGGCGGUCAAGUCGUCGGACUAGGAGAAGAAACAAUUACCACUGCCGACAACAGCGUUAUCGACAUAGAUGACGGUACUACAAGUCAAACUGAAGAAGUCACACAAGUCAGCCUGGACUCCGACGUUUCAAAAAUCACUGGACUUGGCAGCGCCAAUCUUCGGCGGUCAGGAUCAAUGAGAGAUAGUUCAUCAAUAUUUGAAGAACUGUACAAGCGUCCUACAGACAAAAAGAUGGCCAAAGGAAUCGUCUACAUCCUCGAAAGCACCAACGAACCAGGCCACUUCAAGGUCGGAUACACUGAAAAAAGCACAAUAAAAAGACUCAGUCAGCCCAAAAACUGCUAUGGAAUCAAUACGAAGAUCAUCCAUCAGACCCAAGGUGGCCACUUCAGUGGCGCCUACCAAGCGGAGCGAAUCGCCCAUGUUGUACUACGGCAUUUCAACCUCAUCGUGAGCAACUGCAUUUUUUGUCAGGGGGCUCACAAAGAGUGGUUCAGGGCUCCAGAAAGCGUGAUCCGCGAAACAGUCAUUGGAAUCGAGAAUUUUGUGAAGAUGCCAGCUUACACGCUGCAAAUGGAUGACACUCAGAAAAAGGAGGUGUGGAAGCUGACGGAUAAGGCUCAUGACAUUCUCACACAAAUGUGCAGCUUUUCUAUUCACAGACUGAGCGUUUGCAUAGCCGUAAAUGCAAAGAGCAGCCACGAGAAGCCCGUUCUCGAUGCAUACAUUGGGGCGCUGUCCCUGGAAGACGCGUCGAAGGAAGAAUAUGCUCAUGAUGAUGGACCAGGUCAUGAUGCUGUCCCUUCAGCGAAUAUCAGACGGUCAAACAGACUGGCAAGGCAAACUGCCGUGGUAGUUAAACAAGCGAAGAAGUUCUUCCGCAGGUCUUCAGGCGGAGUCAAAGGUGUUUCCAGCUCUGAGGCUGAGGUGGCACCACAGCCUCUGGGGGAGUUUAUGGACAGAUUUCGCGAGUUGAUGCAAGACUUCAAAAACGACUUUAAUGAAGAGAUGAGGCGCAACAGUCAAGAGCAGAUGGUGUAG